AUGAAUAAAUUGAUAUUGAGUAAGAUUUUGUCUUUUAUUUCUGUUAUUUUUGUUGGUGGUAUUGGAGUAUAUAUCCCAAUAUAUAUAGGAUAUUUGAAUCCUAUUUUUUUGCAAUACAUUAAUGUUUUUGCAGGAGGAACACUUUUAACUUUGUCUCUUUGUCACCUUAUACCAGAGGCUGAAGAAAUUGUUAGAGCAAAUAACAUUAGUUUGAAAUUUAUUGGAGUCGAAAUUCCUAUCGUUGCUUAUCUUACUUUAUUUGGACUUACAAUUAUUCUAUUCUUUGAAAAAGCACUUUUUUCACCGCAAACUGUUGCUCAAUUUCACAUGCAUGAUCAUUCAUUCCCACACAAUAGAGACCAUCAUCAUCACCAUCAUAAGGAUCCUGGAUGUGUUGGAAUGAAUAAUAGUAAUAGGCAAUCAACAACUAAUAGUGAUAAAAAUAAAAAUAAUCGCAAUCAUAACAAUAACUUCAAUUCUACAUAUCCUUCAAAUGGUAGAUCUGGUUCAAACGCAAUUAUUCCAAUUAAUUCACAAACUUGUGAAACUAAUAAUUUUAAUAUGUCUUUUGAAGAGUCUGAUUCCAGAAACCUUGGAAUAAAAUUACCCUUAAUUGAUUCAUCAGAUUCUCAUGAUGAAGAAUCUAUUAAUAACCAACAUCAUGACGUUUCUUCCUCAGAUAUUUCUAGUCAAGAUUCAGAUAUUCAAAAGUCUAACCCUAGUUCAACGUUAAAUGUUUACUUUCUUGUUUCUGCAUUAUCAGUUCACGCCAUUUUUGAGGGAAUGCUUGUUGGAAUUUCCAAAAACCAUAUUUCUGUUAUGACGAUUACUCUAGUAAUUAUUGCACAUAAAUGGGUUGAAGGAAUUGCUGUCUCUGCAGGUAUUAAGAAACAUCCAGAGAUUUCCAAAGCUAUAAUUAAUCAACUCUUGGUAUCUUUUAUACUCAUGUCUCCAUUAGGCAUAAUUAUUGGACAAUUAUUCUCAUUUAUGAAUAGUCCUAUAAUUAAUGUAUUCCUUACAUGUAUAUCAUCAGGUGCUUUAUUAUAUGUUGCUCUUGGAGAAAUGGUACUUGAUGAGUUUAAUUGUGGUGAAAACAGAAAGCAAAAGUUUAUUCUUUUUCUUUUUGGCAUCUUCCUUGUUUCUGUAAUUAAUAUUAUUCAACACAAACUUGGAGGAUGUACAUUACACUAUAACCAUCAUCAUCACCAUCAUCAUCAUCACCACCACCAUAACUCGCAUAUACAUACACACUAA
Messenger RNA from Cryptosporidium ubiquitum, 1254 nucleotides. RefSeq names its product zinc transporter protein. The transcript has a single exon. NCBI's taxonomy places the organism in Eukaryota, Apicomplexa, Conoidasida, Eucoccidiorida, Cryptosporidiidae. The coding region runs from base 1 to 1254 and encodes 417 amino acids. Gene Ontology annotation, molecular function: zinc ion transmembrane transporter activity. Gene Ontology annotation, biological process: zinc ion transmembrane transport. Gene Ontology annotation, cellular component: membrane. The record is from RefSeq and is a predicted model, not a curated record.